AAAGUGAAAUCAAAAUGGAAAUAUUAACAUAAGAUAGUCAUAUAAGUUAAAUUUUAAGUAAUGGUAUGAUUGAUUUCCACAGUAAACGUUAGAUACAAACAUUCGGAUAUUAAUUGAUACACAUGCAUUAGGUGAUUGGACAGAUAUUUAUAAGAGUAUUGCAUAAUUUAAACAGAUUGUAGUACCUGGUAAUAAUGUUUUAUUUAAACGAAAGCCAGAGCAGCAUAUACCUUGAAGAACUGAACAAUGCUAUGGUUAAGUUACUUAUACCAAAUACUGUACUUUUAUUUGUGCUUUUAAUCGUCAGUCUCGUUGGAAAUGGUUUAGUUGUGUACGUUUACACUUUCCAAAUGAAAUCAAAAACAGAUGACAGAUAUUUCAUUCCAUGCUUAGCUGUUGUUGAUAUGAUCGCAUGCGGCCUUGGAGUAUCAUUUGGGAUUUGUAUGAACUUUAAUCCGUUGAACUUUAGAAAGGGAGUAAUAUGUAAAUUGAUCUGGAGUGCAAAUCAAUUUACUGCAACGAGUUCGGGUCUGAUGCUAUUAGCAAUUGCUGUGCAACGGUAUAUUAAGGUCAGUCGAUUAUCGAACUCUUCUAUGAGCCUACGUAGUAAACGAUUGACAAUUACAGCAAUCAUAAUUGUAUCUAUUGUAUUAUCACUUCCGUGUUUUAUCUUGUAUGGCGAAACGGAGGUUCCAUUGAAAAGUGAAAACACAACAAUAACGGGAUACAAUUGUGGCGCUUUGCCUAACGUAAAUCGAGAUUAUCUAUUUGUUUAUUCAGUUACACUGUUACUAUUAUGUUUGGCUGGAAUUUUUGCACUCAUCGCACUAUACUGCGUAUUACUUCGUAUCAUAUAUAGACAAGAAUCUUUCAGAAAAAGAAAUAGGUCAACCAUACGUUUCUUAGGCGUCAGUGUACAUCAUGGUUUCGAGAACAAAAUGAUAAAAGAUUCUGGCUCAACUAAUUUUGCAGAUGAGGAUUACUCUGUUGAUAAAUCUGAUUCCUACAACACGGACAUUGUAUCAAAGACGACAAGCAGCCGAACAGAGGAGACGAAUGGAGGAUUCGACAUGCCGGGUCAUAUGUCUACUGCUCCUUCUGCAAUUCAUAUAAGACGAAAGUCAAAACUAAUCAACAUUUUCAGUCGAAUUAAACGCAAACAUCGGUUCUCUAUAAUGUUUUUUCUUAUCACACUAUUAUUUUUCAUCACUUAUUUCCCUAGAAUUGCAUUGAUGAUUAUAGAAUCUGUGAUAACAAGUUUCUGGGAUACGUUAACAGACGCUCAAUACGUCACAGUUUUGUGUUUUUACAGAGGAUAUCUAAUGAAUAAUGUUGUGAAUCCUGUAAUUUAUUUAAUAUUUGAUACAGUUUUCAGAACAUCUUGUAAACAAUUGUGUUGUAGAAAUUGACGAGACUACUAAAUGUUAAAAGGAUUAACACAACUUUAUUCUUCGAAUUGUAUUAUCUCUUCUUUUAUAAUACUUCAAAUUUCCAUACAUGUAGCAUUACUUCGAUAACAUUCUGAAAGUUAGAAUAUUUACGACAUACUUUAAAAAAAAAAUGUUACAAAAGAAAGCAUGCGAACCGAGGUUUCAGCAUUUCUCCUUGACGUUUAUUUUAUAUACACAAAUCCUGCUGUAACAGAUAUCUGAAAAGAAAAGUACGACUUAUGACCCAUUGACAUAUACAUUUUUACACAUUGCUAGAUUACCUCUGCGAAAUUACACCACAUUUACAUAUUGGAUAUUCUCACAAGAUGACAGAUACGUGUAUAUAUACCUUUGCACUGGAAGAGACCACCGAGUAAAAAUUAACAGAACUAAAAAUAAU
This is a messenger RNA of Mytilus trossulus (common blue mussel), 1830 nucleotides long. Its product is annotated as alpha-2 adrenergic receptor-like. Gene Ontology annotation, cellular component: membrane. Lineage: Eukaryota; Metazoa; Mollusca; Bivalvia; Mytilida; Mytilidae. The coding region runs from base 195 to 1409 and encodes 404 amino acids. The transcript is spliced from 2 exons. Gene Ontology annotation, biological process: G protein-coupled receptor signaling pathway. Gene Ontology annotation, molecular function: G protein-coupled receptor activity. The record is from RefSeq and is a predicted model, not a curated record.